AAAGAACGAGCGAGAUGGAGCGAAACUACUCCUCGCUCUCGCUUGCUCAUUCACGACUACCGAGGUGAGGAGCCGAUCCGUCCGAAAAGAAAAAUGGCAAAAUGGUGCUGUGGUGUCUAGAAAGGUGAAAAUCGACUGCCGUCGCAGCCCAUGGCGGCCGGAGGAGAGUUUGUCGAGGGCUGGCUGGUGGCGCAGGUGCUUGGGGAAGGUGCUUACGGAGAGGUUCGGCUCCUGGUGCACGGGCGGUCGGGCGCGUGCGUGGCGCUGAAGGCCGUGGAGGCGGGCGAGAGUCAAGGCGCGGGCUCGCGCGAGGCCGCCAUCCACCGCGCGCUGCGGCACCCGCACGUGCUGCGCUGCCUGGGCGAGCGCCGACAUCUGCAGCGUCACUAUCUGUUUCUGGAGUACGCGCAGGGGGGCGAGCUGUUCGACCGCAUCGAGCCGGACGUGGGCAUGAGCGAGGGCAUGGCGCGGCGGUACUGGCGGCAGACGGUGGAGGGCGUGCGCUACCUGCACUCGCGGGGCGUCGCGCACCGGGACCUCAAGCCCGAGAACCUGCUGCUCGACGCGCACGAUAACAUCAAGAUAUCCGACUUCGGGAUGGCCACCCUCUUCAGACACGGCGCGACGGAGCGGCUCCUGACGCGCGUGUGCGGGACCCUGCCCUACGCCGCGCCCGAGGUGCUGCGCCCGCCCUACCGCGCCCCGCCCGCAGACCUGUGGGCCGCGGGGCUCGUGCUGGCCGCCAUGCUGGCCGGCGAGUUGCCGUGGGAGCGCGCGUGCCCGGAGGACGCUCGCUACGCGGCGUGGGCCGCCUGGGUCGACGGCGCCGCCGGGGAGGGUGACGCCCCGCCCCCGCCCCCGCCCCCGCCCUUCAACAAGGUGUCCCGCGCCGCGCUGCACGUGGUGCGCCGCGUGCUGGCGCCCGCCCCGCGCCGCCGCCCCACGCUGGCGCGCCUGCUCGCGCACUCCUGGCUCACGGAGGGCGGCCCCACGCACGCAGAGAGCGGGCGGCUGUGGCGGUCGCAGCCGGCCGCGGCGGGCGCGGGCGACCACGACCACGACCGCGACCGCGACCAGUGCGACGGAGCCCUGAGCGCGGCGGCCGGCGCUGUGGACGCGCUCAUGUCGCACUCCCAACCCGCGCACGUGGACGAUCUGCUGCUGGCCUCGCAGCUGUCCCCGCCCUGCACGCAGCCGGACAUCUCGGGUCGCGUGGUGCGGCGCAUGACGCGGCUCCGCGUGCGGGGCGACGAGGAGAGCGCGCUCCGGGCGCUGGGCGCCGCCGCGCUGCAGCUGGGGUACGCGGCCCGGAGGCUGCACCGACAUGUGAUGGCGAUCGAGUGCGACUCCGAGGUGAAGAUGCGAGCGUGGGUAGCGCGGGGCUCCGGCGGCGCCUUACUGCUGGAGUUCCGGCGCUCGCGGGGCUGCGGCCUCGAGUUCAAGCGGAGAUACCUCAAGCUGCGAGAACAGCUCCAGCACCUCGCCAUCCGGGACCACCGCCACCAGGAGGAACCCAUGCAACAUUGACCGACAUGCACGGAAACUCAUCAACGCCAAAUUGUUCCCACCAAUGUCAAGUCUCUGUUCGAGCGGACGAAACCCGCAGAUGGGACUGCGGAAGAUAACGUAAACGACGGAAGAAUUUGUGGUUUCACUCUUCGCAGCGCCACUAUACUGUAAAACGUUUAUGACUGAUGCUUGAUGCCUUAUUUUUGUAUUAUAUAAAGAUCGUACAUUCCUAAGAUUGUUUUUAAAUUGGUUUUUUAUUUAAACGUACCUACCUACUUAUAAAAUGUGAG
Chilo suppressalis (striped riceborer) is the source of this 1799-nucleotide messenger RNA. The record is from the annotation of a GenBank genome assembly. NCBI's taxonomy places the organism in Eukaryota, Metazoa, Arthropoda, Insecta, Lepidoptera, Crambidae.